ACCAGAGCCUCUAGGAGUGGUACUGAUUAUUGGAGCUUGGAACUACCCCUUCGUUCUCACCCUUCAGCCACUGGUAGGAGCCAUCGCUGCAGGUCUGGUGCCAUCUUAUGUCUUUACCCCUUUUUAAAGAGGGCUUAUUCUCUCAUAUUGGUUGUAAAUUAAGGAUAGUGGCUAAUUAAAUACAUUUACUUUAAUGGUUUGCCUGGGUUCACACCAGCAGGGUAUUAAGAAUUCAUAAAUAUAUAUAUUUUAAAGGCGCUGCUGAUGAGAUUUGUUUGACUAUUUUAUGAAACACCUGGGGAAUGAACCUGUGAGGGUGUAAAGGCAUGUGAGUCAACAAUUCCGGCAGUUUGGAGCCAGGCAUCUGUACUCUAAUGUGGUUUCAGUUGCUGGCUCUGGCCUUGGACCAACCAUUUGAUUCUGUCUGACUAGUUUCUUCAUACAAAUAAAGGCUAUGGGAGUAAUGCUAGCUUGGGUGUAUAGCAAAUGCUAAGAAAUUAAUUUUUAACUUUGUGAGAUCCAAAUCAACAGCUCUAUGUUGAUAUGGCUUGUUUGCCCAAUAAUUCCAGAGCAGAGAGGAAAAUCAAAGGGCAGAAUUGGGAAAAAAGUGACAGAAAGCUGGAGGAGUGGGAAAGGCUGAUGAAGCCCAUUUUCAGUGACCUGAAGAUAAUGACAACUAAGGAAUUAGCAUUUGAGAAGAAAGAAAUGCUGUGAUUAUCAAGCCUUCUGAACUAAGUGAAAAUACAGCCAAGAUCUUGGCUAAGCUUCUCCCUCAAUAUUUAGACCAGGACCUGUAUGUUGUUGUUAAUGGUGGUGUUGAGGAAACCACAGAGCUUCUGAAGCAGCGAUUUGACCACAUUCUCUAUACGGGAAGCACUGCAGUUGGAAAAAUUGUCAUGGAAGCUGCUGCCAAGCAUCUGACCCCUGUGACUCUUGAACUGGGAGGGAAAAGUCCAUGUUAUAUUGAUAAGGACUGUGACCUGGACAUUGUUUGCAGACGCAUAACCUGGGGAAAAUACAUGAAUUGCGGUCAAACCUGCAUUGCUCCUGACUAUAUUCUCUGUGAAGCAUCCCUCCAGAAUCAAAUCGUGCAGAAGAUAAAGGAAACUGUGAAGGAAUUUUAUGGAGAAAAUAUAAAAGAGUCUCCGGAUUAUGAAAGGAUCGUCAAUCUUCGUCAUUUUAAGAGGAUACUAGGUUUGCUUGAAGGACAAAAGAUAGCUUUUGGUGGGGAGACUGAUGAGGCCACACGCUAUAUAGCUCCAACAAUACUUACUGAUGUUGAUCCUGAAACCAAGGUGAUGCAAGAAGAAAUUUUUGGACCAGUUCUUCCAAUAGUGCCUGUGAAAAGUGCAGAUGAAGCCAUAAAUUUCAUAAAUGAACGUGAAAAGCCCCUGGCUCUCUAUAUAUUUUCUCAUAACAAUAAGCUUAUCAAGCGGAUGAUUGAUGAGACGUCCAGUGGUGGUGUCACAGGCAAUGAUGUCAUCAUGCACUUCGUACUCAAUUCGCUCCCCUUUGGGGGAGUGGGUUCCAGUGGGAUGGGAGCUUAUCAUGGAAAACAUAGUUUCGAUACUUUUUCUCAUCAACGUCCCUGUUUAUUAAAAAGUUUAAAGAGAGAAGGUGCUAACAAACUCAGAUAUCCUCCCAACAGCCAGUCAAAGGUAGAUUGGGGAAAAUUCUUCCUGUUGAAACAGUUCAACAAAGGAAAACUUGGUCUCCUGUUGCUCACUUUCCUUGGUAUUGUAGCAGCUGUGCUCGUCAAGAAAUACCAAGCUGUGCUGAGGAGAAAGGCCCUGUUGGUUUUUCUGGUAGUUCACAGACUGCGUUGGUCCAGUAAGCAGUGAUGAACAGCAGAUUUCAAAACCCGGCUCUGUCUGUUAAGAGUGAG
Lemur catta (Ring-tailed lemur) is the source of this 1885-nucleotide messenger RNA. It is a transcript of the gene ALDH3A2, whose product is annotated as aldehyde dehydrogenase 3 family member A2. Gene Ontology annotation, cellular component: cytoplasm. Gene Ontology annotation, biological process: aldehyde metabolic process. The record is from RefSeq and is a predicted model, not a curated record. The transcript has 9 exons. The coding region runs from base 897 to 1841 and encodes 314 amino acids. Gene Ontology annotation, molecular function: aldehyde dehydrogenase (NAD+) activity. NCBI's taxonomy places the organism in Eukaryota, Metazoa, Chordata, Mammalia, Primates, Lemuridae.